GACACACACAAAGGCAUAAAGCUAUUUCAAUGAAGUCCAGAGCAAGUUGAGGUCCAAUCAUGGAAUAGAAAUGUCUUCUUAGUUCUUAUUAUAAAUUAUCUGUGCUACACUCCUCUCCCCACACUUCAGAGUAACCAGAGCACACAGAGAGAGAGAGAGCGACCGAAAUUGCACAUUCACAGUUCCUCUACGAUCGCAAAUCAGAUGACUAUCACUUCUUCUCCGAUGACGAGCGCAAACGACAUGGAAGUUGAACCAGAUCAUGACUCGGUUUCUCAGGUUGAAAAUACUCUUACGGAUAUCACUUUCCCAGAGAUAUCCCUGGAAUUUAUGGCAGAAUUCUUGAACUCUAAUGGGCAGGAUUUCACCUCUCUCAUUGCGCCGCAAAUACACAUGAGUCAGGACCCCUCUUAUGUGAAUCUUCAGCAUACAAAUGGCAUCACUGAUAAUUAUACCAUGUCAUUGCCUCAAUUUGGCCCCAUAUAUCAGCAAGACAACAACACAGAGGUGAUGAAGUUGUAUCCGACUAUCCAGUAUGUACAACUCUACUCUAGAAUGCACGCUGCUCCUGAUAAGUCCAGCCUAUCAGAGCCAUUGCGUAGUCUGCAUAUUGGGGAUAUCAGUGACACUGAAGUAGUUAAAGCAUGGGCAGAUGGCUGUUUGCCGGAGAUGCGCUUGAUGCAGGGUCUCUCUUAUGAGAAUCUUCAGCAAACCAACUGUGUUGCUGAUGAAUAUAAUUUACCGUUGUCUCAAUUUGGCACUAGUUGUCAGCAAGACAACAUCUUAGAGGUGAACUCUUAUCCGGCUAUCCAGGAUGUACACUCCUACUGCGGAAGUAUGCAAUUUGUCCCUAGUGACUCGAGCCCAUCAGAGUCAUCAGGAAGUUAGCAUGUCGAGGAUAUCAGUCACACUGAAGCAGUCAACAUGUUGUCCCCUUGCUGUUUUGACACAACUCUUGGAGGCGAUGAUGAAUGGCUUUGGGAUCGGUUGUUUGAGCCUGGUUCUGCAUAUUUUUCCUAGACAUGAAAAUAGAGAAAAAAUAAGCAGAAACACGUAGGAACUGUCGAUGAAAUGCCUACCCUACAAUAAAUGGAAGGUCUAUGAUGUCGGAUGAUAUGAUGUCCUUUGUGAGACAA
Molecule: messenger RNA, 1136 nt
Organism: Tripterygium wilfordii
Lineage: Eukaryota; Viridiplantae; Streptophyta; Magnoliopsida; Celastrales; Celastraceae
Exons: 4
Coding region: 205-888 (227 amino acids)
Source: RefSeq, a predicted model, not a curated record